AUGGAGAUUCAGCAGUUGAUGCCACCGUACAAAAUCACGCUCUGUCAUGCGUGCCACUUGAAGAUGUACCACGAAGGUGGUCGAGAGGUGACCGAAGACCUCGAGGCGCAGAUUGCGUUUGGCGAUGGCAGAUUUCACGUGGAGCGCUUGGACGAAGCGGGAUGCGUGGAUGGCCAACACCAAGUUUUGGUGAAGUUGCUUGGACUCGACGAUAAAGAAUCGUCCUGGGAACCUGUGGCGAAUUUGCUGGACGACAUUCCAGUCGUAUUUCGCAAGUGGUGUGUUUAA
Molecule: messenger RNA, 288 nt
Organism: Aphanomyces astaci
Lineage: Eukaryota; Oomycota; Saprolegniomycetes; Saprolegniales; Verrucalvaceae
Exons: 1
Coding region: 1-288 (95 amino acids)
Source: RefSeq, a predicted model, not a curated record